AUGGCUAAUCGCAGUGAAGCCAAAUUCCUGAAUGGAACAGAAAGGAAAUUUUACCAGUUUAAGCUAGUUCUACUUGGAGAAUAUUCAGCUGGCAAGUCAAGUUUAGCACUGAGGUUUGUGAAGGGACAAUUCCAUGAUGAUGAAGAAAGCACAAUAGGAGCUGCAUUUUUUACACAGACAAUAUGCCUCGAUGACUCAACAGUUAGAUUUCAGGUGUGGGACACUGCAGGCCAAGAGAAGUAUCAUAGUGUUGCUCCACUGUAUUACAGAGGAGCCCAAGCGGCCAUCGUGGUGUAUGAUAUUACAAACCAGGACACAUUUGGGAGAGCCAAGACGUGGGUCAAAGAACUUCAGAGGCUAGCACUGCCAAAUAUUGUUAUUGCACUUGCGGGUAAUAAAACAGAUUUGGCCAAUAAAAGAAUGGUGGAACAUGAUGAAGCUCAAGGUUAUGCUGAAGAAAAUGGUCUGCUCUUCAUGGAGACCUCCGCAAAGACAGCUAUAAAUGUUAAUAAUAUGUUCUUGGCAAUUGCCAAAAAGCUCCAAAAGAAUGAGCAGGUGAUUGGUGCGGGAACCACGGGUAACGAUCGGCGACUGGUUGAGUCUGAAGGUCAGCAGAAGGCACCGGGAAAAUGCUGCAAGUGAUCCGUCUGAAUGCCAUUUUGGAUCUUCUUCAAAACUCAUGUCAGUGUUUACUACCGACAAAAUGGAAUUAAAGUGUUGGUAGGAGAAAAUCCAUGUAUUGUUUUGAAAUAUGUUACAUAUUUGGUAUGCUUAGUUACAGUUUACACAUUGGAGUGCAGGAGUUUGGCUCCCUGGCCCUGUGCUCUGGUAUCUUGCUUAAAUUAUUUUUCUUAUGGUAGCAUAGUUGGUUGAGGGGCUAUGCUACAAGCCGGAAGG
Molecule: messenger RNA, 897 nt
Organism: Cryptotermes secundus
Lineage: Eukaryota; Metazoa; Arthropoda; Insecta; Blattodea; Kalotermitidae
Product: ras-related protein Rab-5B-like
Exons: 1
Coding region: 1-642 (213 amino acids)
Molecular function (GO): GTPase activity; GTP binding
Source: RefSeq, a predicted model, not a curated record